Molecule: messenger RNA, 2024 nt
Organism: Trifolium pratense (red clover)
Lineage: Eukaryota; Viridiplantae; Streptophyta; Magnoliopsida; Fabales; Fabaceae
Product: laccase-15-like
Exons: 6
Coding region: 110-1816 (568 amino acids)
Biological process (GO): lignin catabolic process
Cellular component (GO): apoplast
Molecular function (GO): hydroquinone:oxygen oxidoreductase activity; copper ion binding
Source: RefSeq, a predicted model, not a curated record
AUAUCUCACACUUCAAGUAUAAAAACCCCUUCAACACAAAUGCUUUCAUAACCCAAACAAAUUAUUCUGAAUAGCAUAUUAUAGAACGAGUGUUUACACAUUUUCAUUCAUGAAAAUGUCAUUUUACAAUGAAUUGUUCCUCCAAAUUCUUUUGAUUUCUUCUUUGAUUGCUCUUAGUUCCCAAUUCCAAACUCGAAGGCAUUAUAAUUUUGUUGUGAAAGAAGCUCGUUACACAAGACUGUGUAGCACAAAAAGCAUAUUGACUGUGAAUGGAAAAUUUCCAGGGCCAACUAUAAGAGUCCACAAUGGUGAUACAAUUUAUGUUAAUGUUUAUAACAAGGGAAAACACAACAUAACUAUACAUUGGCAUGGAGUGAAGCAGCCUAGGAAUCCAUGGCCAGAUGGUCCUGAGUAUAUAACUCAGUGUCCAAUUCAACCUGGAAAGAAAUUCAGACAAAAAGUGAUUUUUUCAGAAGAAGAAGGGACUUUAUGGUGGCAUGCUCAUAGUGAUUGGACUAGAGCAACCGUCCAUGGGGCUAUCAUUAUAUAUCCUAAAAUAAAUAGUACCUACCCUUUUAUUAAACCUUACAAAGAGAUACCCAUCAUAUUUGGUGAAUGGUGGAAGAGUGAUGUCAACGAAGUCUUUACAGAAUUUCUUCAAAGUGGGGGAGCUCCAAACAUAUCUGAUGCUAUUACUAUAAAUGGUCAACCAGGAGAUUUGUAUCCUUGCUCAAAAUCAGAAUCAUUCAAGCUAAAAGUAGACCCGGGAAGGACAUAUCUUCUACGCGUGGUUAAUGCAGCAAUGAAUCUCAUUCUCUUUAUGUCAAUUUCUAAACACAAACUCACUGUUGUCAGUGUUGAUGCUAUGUACACAAAACCAAUGACAAGAGAUUACAUUUGCAUAUCACCAGGAAACACAAUGGAUGUAUUGUUUCAUGCCAACCAAGAACCUAAUCACUACUAUAUGGCUGCAAGAGCAUAUUCAACUGGAGUUGGAGUAGAAUUUGAUAACACCACAACCACUGCUAUAGUACAAUACAAAGGGAGUUCUACUCCACUUUCAACUCCUUCAUUACCUAAUCUUCCAGACUAUAAUGACACAACAGCAGCUUUUGACUUCAUCACAAGCAUUAGAGGCAAACCUGAUAACUACUCUCAUGGUGUCCCAAAAAAAAUCAACACUCAUAUGCUAACAACAGUUUCUAUCAACACCUUUCCAUGUCCCAAUAACCAAUCCUGUGAAGGCCCAAAUGGAACCAUUUUAGCUGCUAGCAUGAACAACAUAAGUUUUCAAGCCCCUAACUUUGACAUACUAGAAGCUUAUUACUAUCAUAUAAAUGGGGUAUUCAAAAAGGGAUUUCCAAAUUUUCCACCUUAUAUAUUUAACUUCACUGCAGAUUCUUUGCCUUUGACCUUGCUAACACCAAAGCGAGGAACUAAAGUUAAAGUUCUAAAAUAUGGCUCAAAUGUUGAACUUGUUUUCCAAGACACAAAUUUGAUUGCAGGGUUAGACCAUCCAAUGCAUCUACAUGGAUAUAGUUUCCAUGUUGUUGGAUAUGGAUUUGGUAAUUUCAACAAAAGUAAGGACCCCAUGAAUUACAAUCUGGUUGAUCCUCCGCUUGUGAAUACAGUGACAGUGCCUAAAAAUGGAUGGGCGGCUAUUAGGUUCGUCGCCACCAACCCUGGAGUAUGGUUCCUGCACUGUCAUCUAGAACGCCACCUCUCUUGGGGCAUGGAGACAGUGUUUAUUGUGAAGAAUGGCAAAGCGAUCAAUGAAACAUUAUUGCCUCCGCCGCCGGACAUGCCCCCUUGUUGAUGAAUCUUUUAGACUUUUCUUUGUUAUUGACAGGUUUAUGUCUUUUGUUUUGGGUUGUGCCAUCUUUUGUAGCUUUUUUUUGUGUUGAUGUGUUUGUUAUGUUCCAUCUAGCUCUUUGUUGCCGAAUAAAAAACAAAAUGAAAGUAAUUUAAUAAAAGUGAACUACUGUGACAAAGAAACCUUCAAAUGAAUGAUAAGUUAUAAGCUC